UCCGGUUUAAUUUGACUGAUGAACUGGUUCAGCUCACCUCAGUUGCACCCGACACAUCACAACAGUGCAGUUCCUGGCUGCACUUUUUAGGCUGCAAAAUGCCUUGGUUUUGUACAAUUAUUUUUCUGUUGUCAAUAAAUGGAUUUCGGACUUCGAAAGCAUCCGUUAUUCCAGAUCAGCGAGUYCUUCAGCUGGAKUUYGAGUUAGGUAAACGWUGUACCUAUUCGUACCAAGUGGCWGUUCACACCGCWCGUGGUUCUCACUCCACAGAAAGCCAAGGCCAUGAAAUUCAUACUUUGGUUGAUGUGACGCCAGUCGCACAGGAAACUAAUCAGAAUCCACUUCACACCCUUCGUCUCCAUGUCUAUCAGCCUCGAAUGAGAAGAGUCCGGGGCGAGCGUGUACUUGUCAAACAUCCCGUGAACGAGGAGCUUGAACGACAGCUGUCCAAGCCGUUCUACUUCCGGCAAUACGGGCAUGGUUCAGUUCUUGAUGCUUUCUUCCCUAAAUAUGAUGAUCCUAAAGUCAUUGCACUCAAGAAAGGUAUAGCUGGAGCAUUUCAAGUACAGCUUAAAUCCCUUGAAGACAAACAUCUUCCACAAAUACAAGAACACGACGAUUCAGGCGUUUACUUGUCAAGGUAYACAACUCUACAUUCCAAUGAUACCCAUGCUACAAUCAAGAGAGAAUGGACCAACAAAGACUACGUACUGUUGCCCGAUGGUACACCAGCGAAAGGAGAACACAAAGUUCAAUCCCAGCAUACUGGUACAGUACAUAUUGGACAUGGCCAAAUAUUCAAAGUCCACCGAGAACAUAAUGGCAUUUUCGAGAAUCCAAAGGGUARUCCAAGAGCAGAGAAUAAGCCUGAAUUUCAAGASARUGAACAAGAUAUUCAAGUACUCACYAGUGGAUAYAGUAAGUUGAAUCUAAUAGGAUGUGAAGAUUAUCCAAACUCUCAUCAWCAUCAUCGAUCUAGAAGAGAAACAUUGAUGAAAGAYGCCCACGAGCAAGAAAUUCAAGGGCUUUACCGUGAUAAUCUGGUGUUCAAGGACACGCAUAAGAUCGACUGGAAAAAUGUCGGYGGUGAAAAGAUGACMUUCAGGCCUUUCUAUAACUUGAUGAGGUGCUUCACAGACCCAACAGUUAAAGACAGAGAGAUUGGAGAUUGUGCAAGAGAGAYUCAUAAACUAGCAAAACACGAUAGCAGUGUGUUUAAGAAGAUUUGCGAUCUGGUGCUGSAAAGAGYCCAUCAGAACGUAACGUCAUGGUCUGUACUUGUGAGUGUUUUAGCAGGUCAAGGAAAUCAACAUGCGCAAGACGUCCUUGCUAGAGCCUUGAUGGCCGAAUAUCCACGAAAGCUGACACUUGACGAAUACGAGGCCCUUUUAGAAGGCAUUUUCUACAUACCUAAAGGACCUCUUCACAGAAAACUGUUUGAUGCUCUUCUUCAGCAUGYAAAAAGAGACAGCAACCAUGGACACCAGUCGCCAAUGGCAAUGUUGGUUCUUUCAGGMUUAGUAAAACGGGCAGAGGCUGCUGGAUAUAAUAACUCGCUAUCGGAUAUCGUUGUUCAAUUGAUUCAUCGCAGUUAUAAUAACAAAUCAAAUAUCUACCAUCCCGAAAGCGAAGAGCAUGAAACAUUCUUAAGAAACCAUAUAUGGGCCUUUGGUAAUCUUGGACAUCUCUCUGGACUCAGCACUAUGCUUCAACAUGCAAACCACGAUAGUUCAGGAAUCAGGUCAGCUGUAGUGUCUGGCAUGCGUAAAUUACCAGCAGAACACGUGGACAAGUUUCUGUUGAAUACUCUUCUCAAGGAUGAGCGAAAUGAUGUCAAAGCUGCCGUUAUGGAAGUUUAUAUUGAACGUCAUCAGGAUUUGAGUAAUGAAAUAGUUGAAGCUCUUGAACACGCUUUUUGGCAUGCWGAGGAUAACGAUGUACUUGAUGAGACGGUGCAAACUUUCCUUGAAAAUCAUCACAACCACCCUAAAGCCAAGCAUGUCCGAAAAAGAAGACAUAUUCUGAGACGGCAAAAGCGUGCUUUGAUCCCAGCUCUUAGACCACGAGAGAUUGAACUUGGACCCAAUAGAAGGUGGCUAAAAACGUUUGGUGGUAAAUAUCUGGGCGCCGAAUCUGCCAUUCAAUUCCGAAACCAAGUUAAGUUAAGAAUCGGAAUAUUYGGCGGGAAUUUCCAAGUAAACCUYGACAACUACGCAAAAAUAGACGCCCGUAUCUUGAAAUGGGGAUUUGACAUUGUCAAAGGUAAAGCAGCCUUCAAAGCUUCGGCAAGUUUCAAGAAUGACAUUCCUAAAGAUCUUAUCCACGCAAUUGCCGACGCAGGUGACGAUAUUUUUUCCAAAGUUGAUGGAAUAACCAACAUMAUCGUAGAGCACAUAGAAAAGUUCAAAGAAAAGCUCAAGAAUCUCGUCCCACUGAAUUUACAGAAGUUAAUUGACUUUGUAAACAAGAUAGUGAAGUUUGUCGAAAACCUCUUCAAACCAUUAAAGCCGAUUAAUGUCAUGAAGAAGAUACUCGCUCUUGCUAAAAAGAUCAUUGAACGCCUGAAGAACUGGGAGUGGCUCAUGAAGAACAUCAGAGGUAUUCAAAUAACUCUCAACAAACUGACGGUCGUCGAUAAUGUGUUUAAAAAAGUAAUGGGAGCACURAACAAAAUCAUGAGUAUCAUCAACAGCAUCAAACUCCGUCUACCACAUGGCUUACCACCAAACUUUAAAAUCGAGGAUUUGUUAAAAUGGCUGAAGUCUGUAUCAAUUGACCUUCAUGACAUMAAAAUUAAAGAAUUUUUCAAGUCCCUCGGACUGAAUUUCGUUCCCAAAGGAUUUAAUCUGCAGAUGCCUUUCAGAUUUUCUAUCCAUUUUUCAUUUUCGAUGGAUAAGUUCAUUGAUAUGUGUAUGAAAAUUAUUAAGUUUGCUAAUAACUUUCUGGAUUUGUCUUCACUUCUGGAUGCACUUGAAAAUAUCAGACUUCCACGUUUGAAUCUACCAAGACUMGAAGCAAAGUUUCCCMUUCAGCCGGUAAAAUGGUUCAACUUCGGACUAAGCUUCGAUUGGAAAAUCAACCUGAAGUUUGACCUUGACCUGAAAAGCCCAAAUUUCUUGAAGUUCCUUAAUGUCCUUGGCAAACUUAGYGACUUCUUYAAAAGAUUCAAGCUACCGUCAUUCAAUUUGGAGCAGUUUUUUGAAGAUAUAAUGCCAGAUMAGUUAUUGGAUCUGUCUAAACUCUUCCAGGAACUKUUUGGUAAAAACAGUAAUUCAACUGCUGUUGGUCGAAGUCCAGCUGAUGUUUUACAAGAYUUUUUUGAUAAAGUUCUUAAAUUGAUUGAUUCAGCWAUGCCAAAUAUAACUGCCAUCAGCGAUAUAACAGACUUCUUCAAAGAACUCGGCCCAGAAAUGAAGGAAUUUGCGAAAAACAGUGCCAAGAAAAUUUGUAGCGUCUACAAAAUUGCUUUAAAUUCGUCUCGCGAUUUGAAGACGUUUGGAGAAAACAUUGAAAAACAAGGAAUAGCRAUACUAAGGAMGGUGGACAACACAACUCAAAGUGCACUUAAAGAACUUGUACAAUACACUGUGAUGAUGGAUAGGCUAAUUGAUGACAUMGAGAAAAACUUCACUUUAGCAAGUCGUGGUUUUGUGUCRAAGUCCYUAAAGGAGCUUUCUAAAAGCCUUCRRGAAAUCCAGUCACUUGCAGAUAAAGUUGUACAAUUUGCAAAUGGAACAUCGKCUAAGGCUAAUGGAGUYUGUAACAAAGCAGCAGACUUYUCAGCAAACGUAAUUGAUGAUGUCCAGAAUGUUUCAAGGCAAGCGUUGUCAGAGUUAACAAGUUUCAUUGGACCUGUUUCUCAGAAAAUAAAAGGCAUUGGACAAGAUCUUAAACUAGCUGUKAACAAUAUAGAAGCGUGGUACAAAGAGAAUAUGGAAGUUCGAGUUGGWAAAAUAUCAAAAAUYGCUCGUCUUGUUGCUGAUUUCAUGUCCAUAUUAAACACUAAGAAAGGAUUUCUUGGAAAAGUCCAUGAGAUUGCUGUUAAAGUUAAUAAUAUUCUAACACACAUGAAGAACAUCCCUGCUUAUGCUCAGAAGGCUCGUGAAACAGCAGACGAUAUCAUUAAAUUUGCUGAACGCGCACAAACGUUCAAGGAUGAUAUUGGAAAGCUUGACAUCAGAAAAGAGUUCCGUGUGGACUAUGAUCGGAAGGUUCGUGAAUUUUGUGACAAGUUCAAGAAAAUGGCAGCUGAAACGCUGAAUAAAAUCGGWGGUUAUGAUAUCGUUGAUGAAGUMAACGAAUUUUUCACCGAGGAGGCUGAAAAACUUAUCACAACMGCAGGAUCUAAGCUUCGCCGAAUAAAGCAACCAAUCGAAGAAAUCAGAACGGACUUGAAGGAAAUAUCCGUCAUGGUGAAUCACGUCAUCGAUGUGAUGAUAAAUUUAAAGCCMUUCAGYAAUAACUUUUCUCCGAUUUUGGCCACUGUUAACAAACUCCCGGAUUGUCAGCAAGCUGUCAAAAUUCUAAUUGAAAGUACAAAGCCUUGUGUCCAGAAAGCGAUGGUUGUUGGAAAGUAUGCGAUUGACCAGUACAAAGAUAUGCGUAAAGAAGUGAAAAUCUUGUACGACAUGAUCCCUGAGACGUGGAAAAGCCUUAAGAUCCAGAAAUGCAUCAAAGGARGUGCUUGUAUUUCAAAGACAUUUACCGACCAAGCCAAAGUUAUCCAGGAAAAAGUUGAAAAGAUAAAGGACAGUUAUAAAGAGGCUAGUGGGUAUACRGAUAUGCUUGGWACCUGUCGAGCUGGUUUGGAUAACAUUACUCAAGUCAUCGACACUGUGAAGCUGUUAAUYAAGCAGGUAAAAGAUUUCAACUUAAAAGAUGACGUGAAGAAGAUUAAGGAUAUGCUGCGUAAUAUAACUGGACGAAAUCUCGCUCAACCUGGUGGAAAUCCGCCGGUAAGAUCAAAACGRAGUAUAAAAGACGUCAAAGACAAGAUUAAACGAGUCAUGGAUUACGUUCAAAAAGCAAAGGAAACAAAGCAAAAGCUUGAAGAAAUAUUGCAAAAUACUUUCAAAGCUAUGAAAUCCGUGUACGAUAAUGCGAUCUUUGAGCACAUCAAAAAGAUCGAGGAUGUCAGUAAGAAAGUCAAUACGUCAUAUGAACUUUGGAAGAAGACCAARGAUGUCAACGCUAUUCUUCAAGGWCUUGACAACCUCAUCAAGGAAUCCUCAGACUACGCAACGAAAAUGACUGCAAUCACUAAUGGAUUUUCGAGUCCAGUUGUGAARCUACUCACAGACACCGGAGAGCUUAGUGAUGUCAUAAAACCAUACAUGUCCAAAUACAUUGGUGAAGUUAAGGAAGCYACUGAWAAGAUCAACGGAUUUUUCAACAAAGUAACCGAAUUUCAAAACAAAAUACAGCUWCGUCAAAAGGGUCUCGACUUGUCGCAAUAUAAGGAGUGGACUGAGUAUCCAUACUGCUCAGCUGAUGUUUGCCUGCGACCCCUUAGAAGGUCAUCAUCGCUGUACUAUAGCACGAUCUUCACUUGGAAGUUUCCCCAUCUGGAUGACCUAUCAUCUAUGAAGGACACUGGUCGGUGGCUCACACCAGGGCUGUUUGACGAUUAUAAAGUCGAAGGCAUUACUCAACUCUCUAACUCGGAAAUUCUAUUGGGUAUGCACGGAGUAUCGUCGAACAAGGGCAAAGCAUCGUUAUUGGUUGUCACAGAUCUUGGACGAAAUUCUGUYAAGAAAAUMAUCCAGUUAGGAAGUCCUCARUCGCCCUUCACGGUCGCAAUUGGUGGGAUUACUAUUGCUAAAGAUACCAUAUGGAUAAGCGAURGCGAGUCUAACAAGGUCCAUCGUAUUAGUAAAGGAUCAGUUACUGGAAGUAUGGGAUCUGCAGCUCCCUCAUGGAUUGGAAUUUCUAAAUCUUACUCUGUUSAAGGCAUUGGAACGUCUGUUUCUUUUGAUGAACAGAMKAAAAUGCUAUGGAUUACGGAUGGCAACGCAGGGAAAGGCUAUGGUUACCUUUUAACUCSUUCAGGUGAUUUGCUAUCAGGMAAAUUAGCUCCAGACAAGGUUUUAGUUAUUGGUAAAGAUGCCCAGGGUAUGGCCAUAGUAAGGCAGUUCAGUACAGAUUUUGUUGUGGUCUCACGGUGUGCGUGGCGGGCUGGUUAUCAAUGYAAGCUUGAAUUUCACGAUCUUACUGGUGGAGAUGAAGUAAGCGAAAACUCGUUGUCCAGAGUCGUGCGCACACCGUCUGGUCUAGAAUCAGUCAACAAGGUUAGAGACGAUCUCUUGGUGAUCGCUUUCUCAAGUGGAACAUACAGCGAAAAGGAUAAGAUUGAGAGUAUUGGAGGUGACUUUGAAGACAGGUACUUCCGUAUGAAACUCCCUAUUCUUAAGAUGACAUUUGGCAUUACAGAGAACUGCCUCAUGUUUAAGGUUAUGGGAGAGUGGAUUAUCUCUCCCCGAARAYUAUUCCCUAUUGGUGAUUUGCGUUGUGGUGCAUUGCGCAAACGAAGUAUACAAAACGARCUCCUGGAAUCUGAUGUCUACUCCCAAGAGCUUGAAGAAGUUCAYAGCAGAACAAAGAGGAGCUCUGGAGAAGUACCAUCGUGCAUGACACUAUUUCGAGGCAAUGUGAGAAGAGGAUAUCAACAGUUUAUGCCUGAAUGGCAGCAAGUCAUUAUUGUCUUCGGUAUUCCCGUAAGACUAUUCGCCGGUGCUGGAGGAUAUUGGUUUGUUGACUAUCAUGGCAAAGUAUGUAUGAGAGACAGGACAUUUAAARUAGGGCUUAUUCCAGGUGCUUGGAUAAGUGUUUAUGCUGGUGCUAGUGUCAGUCUUUGGAUCGUCGAGGCAGGAAUAACAAUCGAAGCGAUUCUGCUUGAGACCUAUCUCAUCCCAGAGCUWACAGUYAAGAUAGACAGAUGGCCUCUUAAAGCAUGCAUCGAACUCAAAWUGCGAAUGACUCCUUUAAAGAUUCGUGUAUGGUUGUGGUAUCGAUUYAGACUUUGUAUCAAAAUCCGGUGCAAGUGCUUUUCAUGCAGCAUCAAAAUUAGAUGGUGUAGCAAGAAGACUUUKGCUGAGUGGUGGUGGUCGGCAAGACAAAUUGAACGGACUCUUUUUUCAACUUGCAAAGAAGACGUCGACAGAACACCACCUGUAGCUGGUACUUGCACUGCGAGACAAGUAGGAGACAAAGCGUACUUUGUUCAGUGGCAUGGCUUUAAAGAAGACACACGUAUAAAUCAUUAYUGGGUUAAGAUCGGAUCUAUCUCGGGGUCUGGUGAUGACUACGGAGCUAACCAUGGAACUUCACUGAGUGCCUUGGUCAAAAAUAUACCAAUAAUGGAUGGAAGAGAYGUGUUCGCAAGUGUACGAGCCACAAACGAUGGGGGACUUGACAGCAGUUUGUCUCUUUGUCCAUUGUUUAAAGCUAAACGAAUUGGACCACAAAUUCGUUUCGUGUACGAUGGAUCACAGAUCGGCGUAGACAAAGAUUUCCAAUCUGACGAUUUCGGCAUGGGGCUCAAUUUUGAGUGGAGCAAUGCUAACCAGAAAAUUGUUGACGUAAAAUGGGGUAUCUCCAACGAUUCRAAAUGCACUUUCAAUGAGAAGGAAGUAGACGUUUAUGGCUUGGCUCCUGUUGGGGAGACGACGUCUAUCCAAACAUCAGGACUAAGCCUAAAACAUGGUCACAAAUACUAUACAAGAAUCAUUGCUACCAACUCUGUCGGUUUGAGGACAAUAAUGUGUAGUGAUGGAAUAACUAUAGACAAAACCCCUCCAAUUGCUGGAMGUUUCUAUGACGGAGCAGGAGAAAAAGAUGCUGAUUUUAUGCCUUCGACAAAACGAGUACGUGCAACAUUCGAGUCUUUUACGGAUGGAGAAAGCCCAUUGGUCAAAUAUGAGUGGAAAGUUGUGCAAUACAUCAACCUYAAACCCACCGAUGUUACACCGUUUGUUAAUAUACUUCUUUCUCARAGGACACCACUUAUGGAAAAUCUUGAUCUUCAGCUUGGACAAAGAUAUAAUUUAGUCUUGCGCGGAACAAAUGCUGCCGGAUUGCAGACAACAAAAGAAUCCAAUGGAUUUGUUGCUGACAACACAAGCCCAACUUGUAAGUCUGUGCUGGAUGUUGUUAGCAUUAACGAUAGCUCAGAUGUUGAUUUUGUCCGACAACUUAAAAGCAUACAAGCAAAGUGGAGCUGCAURGAUCAAGAAAGUGGCAUCGCAAAGCAAUUCAUUGCUGUUGGGACUUACCCRGGAGGAGAUGAUGUCAAACAAUUUGAAAACAUCSAAAACAGCAGCGUAGUGCAGUUCGAGGACGGCAACUUUGCGAAGUUUGACAAUCUUGAAAUCAAACCAAAAGUACGCUACCACGUUACUAUCAAGGCCUACAACGGGGCCGGACUUCGUCGAACGGUAACUUCUGAUGGUAUUCUAAUAGACACAACUCCUCCGUCUGUGGCUUUGCAGUAUAUCAAAGAUGGCCUCCAAGGAAAAGACGUAAAUUAUACCAAUGAACGAUUUAGCUUCAGUGCUCAUUGGAAACAAGCCUUUGUCGAUGCAGAAAGUGGUAUGGCUGAGUUUCGUAUAGGACUGGGUAGCGUUCCUGGAGCUACCGACGUCAAGGCACUGWCAAAAAUUGGAAAGGAAACCAAGGCUACGUUGACAGGUCUGGUACUAGAUGCUGGUCGAAAGUAUUACGUUACAGUGGUCGGUUGCAAUGGAGUACAGAUGUGCAUCAAUGGAAGUAGUAACGGUGCCGUUGUUGAUUUUGUACCGCCGCACACUGGCUUAGUGAUUACCGGCUAUACUGGACCACCUGUUGUUUUCCAGUGGAUAACUAAAUCCGUUUGGGCUCGUUGGAACUGGUGCCCCGAAGACAAGAGUAGAUCGACUGCAAUAAUCAAUCCUUCGAARUGUSCAAAAAAUACCUUCUAUGAURUGCACUCUGGUAUCACAAGUUUUGGGUUGUCAGUAGGCUCCUUAGCCAGUGAUGAACUUCUAGAUGCUUUUACUGAAGUCGGUAAAGUUCAAAUGAGCGGGAGAUCGAUUGAUUUGAAAGAUGGCAUUUAUGCCGUUGCUGUUAGAGCAAAAGAUAAAGCUGGAAUGGCAGCAAAUGGCUUAUCCAACACUUUUAUUGUGGACAGCAGCCCUGUAAWGAUCAUCAAUAUUCAACAUGGACAUCAAGGUACAACCAUCAGGUAUACCAAAGACCAUGAGUACCGAUUUCAAGCGUAUUUUGAGUUGGAAGAUGAUUUGUCUCGGGUCUUCGGAUUUCAAGUGUAUGUGGGCAGCUAUCCAGGAGCAGAUGAUGUCAGUGCCUCUCCAAAUAUYCGAGUGYURAGACCACCUUACAAUCUUGCUAUGAACUGGACAGCGGAAAGGUCUACUAAACUCGAAAACAAUAGAAAGUACUUUAUCACAGUCCUUGCUUCYAAUGGAGCUGGUUUAAUUGGGAGUGGAUCUUCACAAGCACUCUUCUCAGACACAGAACCACCAAAGCAUGCCAUUGUACUUGAUGGCUGGGGAAUGGAAGAUGUGAAAUACCAAAGCUAUUCAUCAAUAUAUCGAGCACACUGGUAUGGAAUAAAGGAUUUUUCUGGUAUACAUUCUGUCUAUCUUGGGUUAAAGAGUUCAUUUGACAAACAARAUUGCGAUGUCAAAGCUUACGAACUUGUCCCUAACAACGCCAAUUACCAUGUGCUAUAUGGCCUCAAUCUCAAAUCUGGCUCUAAAUACUUUGCUUGUCUUAAAGUCGUUGACAAUGCUCAGAAUACUGCUUAUUUCUCAUCGAAUGGAGUGAUAAUUGACACCAGUCCUCCAGYUCCUGGACAAGUGAUCGAUGGUAUUGGGUCGGAUAUURAUGUGCAAACAGAUAGCUCUAUUUUGUGGGCAACKUGGAGAAACUUCAAAGAAGUGGAAACUGAGAUUGUCAGAUAUAUGCUUGCUUUUGGUACAUCACCGGGUAAGGACGAUAUACAGGAAUUUACUAAUGUUGGACUUGUCCAGAACGCUGCAAGCACACGUUUGAGAGUUUCUAAACUAACAAGUGGUCAGCGAUACUACGCUACUGUUAUAGCACUGAACAGUAUUGGAAUACAAAGCACUCCUGUUUCUUCUAAUGGCGUUAUKGUCGAUGCAACUCCUCCAGUGUUUGUUGUUCCCGUGACACAUGGCUCCGGAAAAGGUAAAGUUGACAAAUUCACAAGACUUCAAAUACUKGAUGUMUAUUGGAAGUGUGUUGACAAGGAAACAGACCUAAACUCUGUUGAAGUAGCGUUUGGACUUCAGCCAGGAUCGCACGACGUUAUGAAUUUGACAAAUGUWCCAGUUCAUCAAACGAAWUAUGCUUUGCAAUCCAACCUUCAACUUGGUAUAAGAUAUUUUGCUACMGUUAUUUGCAAGAACAAAGUAGGACUCAAGUCGAUUUCAUCYUCGGUUGGAGUAGUUUAUGACAGUACCCCUCCCAAAGGCCUAAGUGUAUUUGACRGUGACUAUCAAAAUUCUACAACUGAAAUCACAGUUCAGUGGAAAUUCAUUGACAUCGAGAGUGGGAUMUCAAGAUAUCAAGUCUUAGUAUUMAAUUCUGACCUGUCUUUCCAACAAGGGCCUUACGAUUUUCAGGGCCUUGUCAAAUCAGCAUCAAUUUCUCUUAAGCGUMCGCUUGAAGCUGGUAAAAGAUAUUAYACUAAUGUCACUGCGUACAACGGUGUAGGGAUGCAAUCAUCACUACUGUCAGAUGGAUUYAUUAUUGAUAAUACUGCGCCAACUUGUARAAAUGUAUGGCACGGCGACAAAGAAAUUCAGCGUUUCAUUGGAAUUWCAAGUACUCUUCUUAUUUCAUGGGAWUGCGCUGAAAAUGAAUCSGMCAUCACMCUGGUUCGUUUUGCAGUACAAGAUAUGAGYAAUCAACAUUUCAUAUUGCCAUUCCAUUCCAARAAGGAAAAGCUGAAUGCAACAGGAACAACUUUGGUGACUGGAAACGGAAAAUGGCUUCCCAAAUACGAAGARGGAAAGAAGUAUCGAGUUGGUAUAGAACUUACAAAUAAAGUUGGUCUAAAGUCUAUUUUCUGGACAAAAGGAGUCCUCGUAGAUAGUACACCUCCAGUUGCGAACAAUUUAAAGCUAAAGUUCAAUCCUGCAAGUAAUAMCAUUGAUGCUAGCUGGAAGCUAAAAGAUGAGCAAAGUGGGAUAGCCUCUUUAACUUGGGGUCUGGGAACAAGAUCUGAAGAUCCUAACAUUGUUAAUCAACARAAAAUUGACAAAGCAACCUCUGCUUUGAGGCUAGGUCAAUCUCAAGUUCAAGUUCAACAAGGAAAAACYUAUUUCUUUUUCUUGUUUCCGACUAACAAUGCUGGYCUCUCAAGUAAGGCAGUGUCAAAUGGAAUCGUWAUUGAUAGAUCUCCACCAAAARSUGGAAUCGUUAUAGCACAGUAUGCUUUACCUCURAACUACGAUAGAAAUAAAGAUAAAGUUCCUGGAUCUUCUUUUAGUGUGUCGUGGACAGGUUUCCUAGACGAGGAAAGUGGGAUAGCAGAAUACGGUUGGGCAGUUGGCACUGUCUUGGAAACUGUACAAAAYCUUGAUGAUAGUUAUUUCACGGACAUUCCAGUCAAUCAGUCAAUUGGUGGUGUACAAAUCUAUAAUUUUACUCUAGUUGGGAAUACAACAUACUUUGUGUGUAUCAGAGCGACGAAUGGAGCUGGACUACAAAGGACUAACUGUUCAAAUGCUAUGAAAGUCGUACUUGGAAAGUUUUCCGCAGGCAUUGUCAACGACGGACCCAGGAAAUUUAAGAAAGAUCUGGACUUUCAACUUGAUGAUAGAGCCAUAUGGGCACAUUGGGAUGGAUUUGAAGAUCCUGUGUUUGGUGUGUCUGAUUACGAAUGGUGCAUUGGUGAUCAUCAGCCAGUACCCUCGUCAAAAUACUUGUGUAAAUGGUCUUUUAUGAAAGUUAAUCACCUUCGAAAGUAUGCUCACCGCUUYUAUAACAUCACACUUUCWCAUGGGAAAACYUAUUACGCAACMGUAAAAGCCUUYAAUAGCAGAGGAGAAAGUGUUUACUCRACGUCAGAUGGUGUUUUAGUWGAUMGAAGUAUCCCACAUGGAAAUGUAAUCCAMGUAUCACCAACUACUGGUAAAGACACGCUAUUCAUAAGCUCUCUCUCUCCACCAACUAUYACGUGGGAAAUGGAUGAYMAAGAAAGCGGCAUAAGCUAUUUUACAGUCGGUGUCGGAUCGUAUCCRAACCAAGACGACCUAUUGCAGUUUACAAGACUUAGCAGCCUGCAGAGAUCUGUUGAUCUUGAUGAYCUGAACUUUACCAUGUCACAUGGUCUCUCAUUCUUCGUAGCAGUUACUGGUUACAACAGGCUUGGUUUGAUGUCAAGCUUAUUCACACAGCAGAUUGUAGUCGAUUUAACACCACCCACGUCUGGGGUUGUCCACGAUGGGAAUAUKACGGACCAAAAUAAUGUCCAAGAUACCGAUUAUCAAACAAACACCCAAGCAUUGUCUGCCCACUGGUUUGGUUUCGAAGAUCAGGAGAGCAGAGUUGUGGAAUAUAGAUGGUGCAUUGGAACCAAACAAGGUUCGUGUGACGUACUUUCGAUGACGUCAACUGGUCUUCAGACAUCUGCAACAGCACACCUAAACCUGCAAGAAGGAACUCGUUACUUUACUACAGUGGAAGCCAAAAACUCAGCUGGGCUGAAGGUGCUGACGUCAUCUGAUGGAGUUGCAGUUGACUCCAGUCCACCCACCAUUGGCAUUAUCUCUUUUGUUCAGCCAAGUGAAGAUACAACUUUGAAAAUGGUGAAUGACGCUACUUUCCAAAGCAGUGGUAGACAUUUCAAAGUAGAAUGGAGCAAAGCCUCUGAUGGCGAAAGUGGYAUAGCCGCUCUCUCUUACUGUGUUGGGAAGAAUCGAAGCACUUGCGAUGUUAAAAAAUGGACAGCUUUAGAACCUGUAGCGUCUUCAAUAUUGGGAACUUUUGAAACCCCUCUUCCUUCAGGAACAACAAUUUACGUUUCCUUAAAAGCUGAAAAUGGCGCUGGUUUAAGCGUCAUGAAGGUAUCUAAAGGUCUAUCAAUAGACUGGUCUCCACCAAMCUUAGGUUCGGUUUCCGUAGGAAACGUCCCUGGGGUGAAAUAUCUACAAAAAGAUGAGGGCGUUGAAGCUGAUUGGGGURGCUUCAAUGAUCUUGAARCUGGAUUGGAUCAUUAUGAGUGGGCAGUGUGUCAAGCAGUCGACCKAGAUAAAUGUCUUACACCGUUUAUUAAUACAGGACUAUCAACCAAACUAAAGAACGAUGARCUUGAUCUAGUGCCARGCAUCACAUAUGUUGUAAUAGUCAAAGCAUACAACAAAAUUGGUCUUCAUAGUUACGCUGUUUCCAACAUCUUUGYGACCGAYAACUCAUUACCAACCCCCGGCGACGUUUAUGAUGGUARCAUACCAUACAUGGAUCAACAAGUACAAAGCUCAACUWCAUCUAUCUCAGCAAACUGGGAUCCAUUCAAAGAUCAAAAUUCCAGGAUAAUUAAUUACGAAAUGUGUAUUGGAAGUAGACAAUCAUUCUGCGAUGUACAUCCAUUUCAAAGCAUUGGUGAUAACCUUUUAGGUGAAGUUACUGGACUGAACUUAGCUCACAAGCAGACAUAUUACACAACCAUUCGCGCAACGAAUGAAGCAGGAUACAAAGCAUCAGCAUCAUCGAACGGCGUCACAAUUGACAAAACACUGCCUGUGGGAGGGUCGGUACGCGACGGYAAUGACGCUGAAGAUAUUGACUUUCAAGCAAGCGGCACAUUUAUUUCUGCAAACUGGGAUCAGUUUACCGAUGARGAAACUGGAAUUGCUAAGUAUGUGUGGUGUGCAGGKACAACCCGAGGGUCGUGUGACGUUGUUCAAGAAAGAGAAAUCACUGWUGGUAGCACAAAAGUUCAAAUCCAGGUUAAUCCUUCAAUUGUUUCUGGAGUAUCAGUCUUUGUGAAAGUAACAGCAGUGAAUGGCGCUGGUGGUAUAAAAAYAUUGUAUUCUGAUGGAGUGAAGAUUGACARCAGUCCUCCUGAACUCUCCAAGGUCAAUGAUUUAGAGACAAAUGGCAGUUUGGCUGACAUUGAYUUUCUUACAUCGAAAACAAAGUUCUGUGCUUCAUGGGACGCCGCUGACCAGGAGAGCGGGAUACUCAAGAGUGAAAUUUCAGUUUGUACAGAAAAUAACCGAAAGAACUGCCUGGCCAGUUCUGUUGACGUUGGAAACCGCUCYCUUAUUUGUAUGUCUAACUUGSAWUUUAUWCCUGGWGUGAAAUAUAUCACUACUAUCAGYGUGACUAAYGCUGUAGGACUAAGUACCAGUGCAGACUCUGAUGGAUUUACACUUGAUUUCACUCCACCAAUAAGUGGAAAGRUCAAAGUUGGAAACACUUCUACCGACAUUGAAGAACCCUCAAAUAUGUUUACUAGUUCUGUCAUAAAAGCAAAAUGGMAUGGAUUCUGGGAUACGGAAACUGCGAUAGUGAAAUAUCACGUCUGUCUUGGGAAUCAUUCAGGCUCUUGUGAAGCUGUAGAUUGGAAGGAUGUGGGACUGAGUAUGGAGUAUACAUUUGAUAACAUAGAUCUKCGAGCCGGUGWCAUAUACUACGUGUCAGUUUUUGCUGAGAAYCAGGCUGGUCUAAAGAGCGCCGUAGAAUCGUCGCAGGGAAUAAACAUCGAUAAAACAGCUCCCAUAUCUGGAAGCGAUAUCUAUGACGGCGCUGCAGAGGGGUCUGACGUCGAUUUCCAGCUAMUUGAUUACGAAAUUAGUGCAAACUGGAAGCCAUUUGAAGAUCCAGAGAGCGACAUCGUUAAAUUGACAUAUUGUGCGGGCACCACUCCUAGUUACUGCGAUAUUCUAUCACGGCAAACCUUGUCGCCAUGGCUACACAAUAUACGCAAGAUUCUCAGCCAACCAGUAAGAAAUGGCCAGCGGGUCUACAUAACUGUGCAGGCAACMAAUGGUGCUGGUCUAACAACGACAUUGUCGUCAGACGGUGUUACCAUUGACAACACUCCACCUAUACCUGGUAAAGUGAUUGAUGGAAAUUCAUCUAAAGAUAUCGACUAUCUUUUUGGGGAGGGUGACGUCUACGUAACCUGGUCGAACUUCAGGGAUGACCAAAGUGGUAUCAAGAACUAUGAAGUCGCGAUUUGCAAUGCUCUCAGCGUGAAUGAAUGUCCUCAAAAACUCACGAACGUUAACAAUGCAACGAGUAUUAAGAUAGCAGGAUUAGAUUUGCAAGGUGGAGCGUUGUAUUUCGCCAAAGUGAAGGCCACAAACCAAGCAGGCUUACAGACCGAAGUAUGGUCAAAUGGUUUUACUGUGGAUUUUACUGCCCCUGUCGCAAAUGUUGCUUUUAUUGGACCCAGUGCCGACARGCAAGCGCAGUAUCAAACAAAUGCUACAAAACUUCAAGUGGGGUGGGUUCCUUUUACUGAUGAUGAAAGUGGAGUAGUGCAGUAUGAGUUAUGUGUUCAGUUGUCAACGUCAUCCGCUGAUUGCACGCCUUAUCAAAAUGUAGGAAAGCUAACCCAACAUGAACUCACAGGACUAAAUCUCCGACAUGGUCAAUCCUACUUUGUCAAUAUUAGAGCUACCAAUGGUGUUGGGAUGACUGCGUCUACKAGAACRAAGGAMRUCCUAAUCGAUACUACUCCGCCUAAASUUAUUGAUMAAUCUCCCRGMUCCCAUGUGCGWUUCUUCUGUACAGAAGAGCUUGUCAGCGUUAACUGGGACGAGUUUGAAGACUCUGAAAGUCACAUGGAUAGAUAUGAAUGGUGCGUUGGUACAGCAACAGGAAAAUGCGACGUCACUGAGAGAAAAUCUGUACASCUGAAAUUAAUAGGCCGAAAAGUUGUGAAGAGAUUGUCUUCUGGAAGYCGUCUAUUUGCAAGUGUAUCUGCAUAUAACAAAGCUGGGUUAAAAUCAGUCCUGAURUCCAAGAAAUGUGUUGUCAUAACUGUUGCUCCGAAAGUURACAUGGUGUCUGAUUUGGAACACAACAGCUCUUCAGAUGACGAUAUUGACUGGACAUCAAAUAUGAAAACGCUAUCCUUUAAGUUUAACACUAUUGGGAAGUUCCUUGAUGAUAUUUCGCGCAUGCGCCUUGAGGUCGCUGUCACAAGAACAUCAGCAAAUAUAACGUUACCAAGACUUGAGCAAGGRAAAUCAUGGCAAGGAGAACAACUAGCGCAACCCUUUAUGGCUCUUCACCCCGGUCAACACAAUGCAACCAUAGAAACAUUUUCUGUGAAACCUUGGGAAGAGUAUCGUGGUAUUGUACGGUUGUCUAAUGAGGGAGGAAUUUACUCUGAAAAAAGCAGCGACGGUCUCCGCAUUGAGCCUAAUCCACCACUGCCCCGUGAGGUAGACCUUGUAAAUAGUGCAGAUGAGAAUGAGAAAAAUAGAUGGUUGCCAGACUUGCAUUUGCCGUUGUUCAAUUUGACUGAUCUUGAUCCUGACGUAACUUAUAUCUCUUCGCCAGAUGACAUCUCUAUCGCCGUAAGUGAUAAACUAAACGGUACUAACUCGUCUCUUAGCAACUUGAAUAGAAUAUUGGACAGCGGUGCGUAUAGUCCAACUAUGGAAUUUAAACUUGUGGUGAAUAGAGUCACUUCAGAGCCUAACAAGACUAACACAACCGAGCAAAGCCUAGAAACUAAAAAGCUCCCAGGGUUUGCGAAUCCUUCUGGACCUUGUUGUACUAAUCACACUCCUCAUUGGCUCGCCAUGAAGUCAGACUUCCAUUAUAAACUAACUUCAAAUACAAAAAAGUUUGGAUCAUGUGUUGUACAACUACCUUAUGACCUUGUUGCUGUAAGUUCCUCGCAUUCCCUCUUCAUUUUAUCAAAGUUAAACCGACUUCAAAAGACUGAGGCUUUUUCUGUUGGUGRCCAAAGAACGAUUUCUAGCUUGUCAUACUCCGAAAACCACUUGGCAGUAGCGUCCAAUUCACAUAUYAGCAUCCUGAGGCUUCGGUUCAAUGGCAAUGGGGAGGCAAAUAUAGAUUUAGAAGCAUCGCUAUCAACAUCUAUGUGGCCAGACAUAACAGCUGAAGCAGUUGCAAUAGARAACACCACGUUGGUCACCAAUGGAAAGARUKCAGCUUURAAAACAGGCGUAGUCGGAGUCUUUGUAGGCAAAGGGGGCAAUUGGAAGCUUUUCAAAUCACUUCGACGAACAAAUARUGACCUUACCUUUGGCAAAUCGCUUGCCUUGAAUGAUAAAGUACUUGCGGUUUUAACAGGAGAAGAUUCUGUCAUUGUAUACUCAACAAAAGACUAUUCGACAAUCAUGGAAGUCGAUUUGAGGAACUAUAAACUCCUUGAGCCUUCAUUACGCUUGACCAAAGAUAACGCUUUGGUUGUUGUUUCAAAGAAGGCAARGGGAAAAGUUAUUGUGAUUCAAAUAAACACAGCUAUGAAGACAUCAACAACUGUUUGCUCUUACGAUGUACCAUCGGAUGUCCGCCUUAGUGGUAGAUUUGACUUGAUGGCAAGGGAUGGUGGGACCGUAGUCGCGCUUGGGAUGCAGACAAUGAAAGGUCGUGAUGGAGUGAUACUUACAGGAUUCGACGGAAGCUAUGCGUACCAUCCCUUCCACGAGAAAGGUAAAUGUAUUGGWCUUGGAAGAAUCAUAGCCAAUGAGUACGUUCCACGUGUAGAUGACGGCACACCACGUGCUAGUGUUUCUGCUAAGGGAUCRACGAUUCUCUUUGGUACACCUGGAGUAAUGACRUGGCCAGACGGAAGUGAGAAAGACGGUACUGGACGCCUUUAUAGCRUGGUUCAUUGCCCGAGAAACUAUAAAAGAAUUAGGAAAUCAAACAUUAAAGUCCAAGAUACAUUCCAAUGUGCGCCCUGUGAACCUGGUAGAAAGUCCCUUGGAGCUAUAACGAGAAUUUGUGMAAUWUGUACUGAACGGAAAUGUGCGUCGGUUCUUGGAAGUGAUCCAAUUCAUUUUAAAACAAAGAUUUGCAAUACUUCCCAGUGUCCUCUUGUUAAGAAGUUUGACAAUAAAACCAACGCCAUUAAGGUUCAACAAGAUGAGGAUACUUUCUUCCAMGAAGGAGCAUUUAAUGAAUAUACUGUCGAAGUUAUUGAAACCACCCGCGCAAAGAUGUCAACAACGUCGAAAUCAAAGGCGUUCAUCAUAGAUUUAACAUCACCUACUGUGGGAACCGUGUACRAUGGACUUGGAAGCGAUCCUAAAACAAACUGUUCCAAAAACGAAACCUUUGGUGAGGAYAGCCAAUGCUCCACACGCAAAUUUCAAGAUACAGAUAUCGAGUAUACGAACAUAACAAGUGAAGUCCACGCGCGCUGGGUCGACUUUGCUGAUAAUGAGAGCGACAUCGCAGAGUAUUUCUUUUGCGUCGGUUCAAAACCAAUGAAGGAUGAUAUCCGUCGAUGUGAAAGUAAUGGGUUAAGACAAAAUGCCAGUAAAUUCGGUUUCGACUUCAAGCAAGGUGACACGUAUUAUGUGACGGUUGUAGCGUGCAAUGGUGCUCGACGGUGUUCRGCUGGAUAUAGCAAUGGUGUUACCAUAGAUACGACACCGCCUAAAAUGCUGUAUGUACGWGAUGGUGUUCUUGGUCCUGACAUAGAUUAUCAGGUAUUCGUCGAUAUCAUAUUUGCGUAUUUCAAAGCCAGCGAUCCGGACAGCGGCGUUACGUCAUACGAGGUAGCCUGGGGCACGGCUCCAGGAAUGAUSGACACUAAGGACUUCGAAGAAAUAGGARAMACAACCACUUGGUUUGCUCAGUUCAAAGACAACGGCUUARAAAAGAAAACCAAGUAUUAUGCCACUGUCAGAGCCACCAACAAAGCUGGYCUUAUGUCAGAGCAUUUAUCAUCCAAUGGUGUACUUGUCGGAAAAUCGGAGUACAUUUUUGAUAAAAACGCGUCUGCGAAUUUCUUCUUUGACACGGUCAAUAUGAACCCUAACGGAACAAGGAAGGACGGAGGUGUUGGAAAGACUUAUGGCACUUUGGAUGUCCCUAAAGGAGCCGUGGAAGAUGAAGUUAAGCUUACUUGUUACAGCCUCGAUAAAAAGACCUUGGAGUCGAAYAAAUCAGAYGAAGGUCCUGUUUCAAAUCCAGAAAUAACCAAACCCAAGCAAUUCAUGCUUGGCAACUACAGUUUCCAAAUCAAAGCUCAUGACCCUCAGAACAACACMRUACGGGAAGGCUACAAGUUUGCCAAGCCRAUCACAGUGUCYAUGUUUUAUGACGUAGAUAAUUUAGUCAAUGCCAAUAAACGUGUUGUCAACAAGGAGCUGAAUAAGGACGACGUUGAUCCUGUGYUGUACUUAUGGGAUCUAAAGAAUAARACUUGGAUCGAUGCCUCCCAUACAUGCCCUGAACCUUGGUCACAUGUAAACAGAUCGAUUAAGUUACUUACCGUUAAGAUCUGCCAUGUAUGAUUCCGAUGGAAAUAUCAACAUCGAUCGACAAUCAAGCGUCCAGGAAAUCGAAUUACCUGUCAAAAGAUCCAAAGGCUCAUCGGGAAGCAUCGAGGUCUACUGGUCUCUCCACAGCAACCAUUCAGACCUUMACAAAAUAAUGUGGCCUGAAUCUGGGAAGGUACCAUUCCAGGAAGGCCAGUGGAACGCUUCCAUUUCAGUUGUAGUCACAAGCGAUAAAGUUAAAACAGAUGAAAGGACGAUUUUUGUUCGACUUACCAAUGCAUCUGGCGGAGCAAUUCUUGCAUCCAAUGAAUUGACUUCAACCAAAUUUUCCAUUUCUUCGAAUCUUGUUGCUGUCCCCAAAACAUCAACCAAGUGGAUUAUCAUUGGUGUAUGCUCAGGCCUAGCGUUACUAUUGCUGAUAAUUCUGAUUAUUAUAUGACAGUAGACAUAUCACUUAUACAGUGAAGGGAGACAAUGCCGAUGAUCAAGACGGAGAUGGUGAAGUUAUGGAGAUGCAGAACGCAUCUUCACAGGCUAUGAUGUUCACGGAAGACUCUGUACAAGGUCCUUCAUUCACCGUAAACAAGACACAUGACGUUUCCGAUGAUGAGGAGGAGGAGCGUCCCUCGUCCAGACAAUCCAUCCUUGGCAAGCUGAGAAAAAAAUCUCCAAAAGUUACCGCAGGCUUCACCAAUCCUACCGCAUUUGACAGCGCCUCCAAUGCUUCAACAUCGGAUGAUGAACAGUUGAAAGAGCAAAAGCCAAAGUUAAAGGCAAAAAUGUCCCUGAAGAAAAAACUCUCUUUGGGGAAACCUAGAGAGCAGGUGCCUCGUGAGUUCGAGAACCCAGCCUACGGCAGCUUUUUUGACAUUCGACCGCUGGAGGACGCUCAUGUACCGUCGAUCCAUGUCGAGAACGGAGAUGUCGAUCACAACAAUGUGGCUGUUACCAAUGGAAGUUGYGAGGAAAAUGACACAAUCAUCGAACCCGAGAAAAAACCGCCUGUUAAAAAGCUGAAUGCCUGGGGAUUGCUGCCCACCUCGAGCACUGAAAACCUCGUAGACUCAAACGAGUCAAUCAACUACCAGGAAGAAGAGGUCCAUGAGGUGCUGAAGGAUUUUGGUGCCGCCGAACCCGAACUGGAAAGCAGCUCAGUGGAGUUGAAGAGACUCCAACCAGCUACACAGGGGUCAUACAGUCCCUGUCUUCCCGGUAGCUCUGACGAGGCAGAGAAGUAGACGUCUGGCGCUUAUUGAUUUUUUUUCUUUGUUUAAUUUGUUAAGUUUUAUAGCUAAAAUGAGGAACCUAUGGGGGUCGAACUUGUAACCAGGAUAUAUAGUAUAAUUUAAUGCCAGCACUUAUCACCUAGAAACCUAUUAGUAGCAAGAAAGUUUGAGUWAUAAUUAGAAUGGCUAUUUUUGAUUUAAUGUUAUCAAACAACGUUAAAAACGGCUCGAAUGAUUACGGCUAAAGAAGCAAUAUCCGUUUUAACCCCAUUUUAAGUAUCUCCUCAACUGUAAAAGUCAUAGAGAAUGUAAGCUUUAGAAUAAAGCAAACUUUGAUUUUUCAAACGGCUUUUGAUGCGAAAUUUGAGGUUUGCACUGAAAAAAUUUGAUGUUUUCAUAUUAUAUYAUAUCCGCUUAGAAAUCAGAGAAACCAAACACCUCUUUCAAUAUAUUAUAGGAUUAAAUAACUUGCCUUAUAAGGAGCAUGAAAAUGAUUAAUAUUAUGUAGAAGUGAUGUUAAAGUUUCACUCAAUAAAUAUAUGCACUUCAUUGACAGUA
Molecule: messenger RNA, 21247 nt
Organism: Exaiptasia diaphana
Lineage: Eukaryota; Metazoa; Cnidaria; Anthozoa; Actiniaria; Aiptasiidae
Biological process (GO): lipid transport
Molecular function (GO): protein binding; lipid carrier activity
Source: RefSeq, a predicted model, not a curated record